AUGACAUUUAGUUCGACGAGCAUGAUAGGAGGGGAAGUGAAAGCUGUAAGUGCACCGAGCAUCUCCGAACUAUUGAUGGCUGGAGUAAAAAUUGUGUGGGGAUCAAGCACAAGCUUAUCUGCCAUACGAUUCGUGGACAGAAUUCUAGAAAUUCCAAGAUUAUUGAUUCACAAUGGUAGUGAGCUUUUGUUUAGAAAUAUUGCUGCCUUUGAGCAAUGUCAUGGCUGCUCUUCUUACGUAAACAAUUAUCUUUCCAUCUUGGAUGAUUUUGUGAACGUAUCGAUGGAUGUGGAGUUGCUUGUUAAGAAAGGAAUUUUUAUAAAUAUGCUAACCGACCACAAUGAGGUGUCUACUCUGAUUAACAACCUUGGCAAGGGGGUUGUCAUCUCAGACUUCUAUUUUGGACCGCUACUUGAAAAGGCCGUGGAUCAAAUGGAAAUCCACUUUGAAGAGGCAUUUUUUCAAUUCUUCUUGGGCAACAAACGAGAUGAUCACAUUCGGAAAGAUUAUGGAAUUGAAGCUAACUUUUCAUCCAUCCAGUGGAAAUGGGUCCCUAGGCAAGCCAAUAAAACAACUCAUGAUCAAUCUGAAAGAGGCCUUCAUGUAGGGGUCAUCAUUCGGUCUGUGAGCUCAUGGGCUAAUGAGGGCCUGCCUAGAUCAUCGAGAAAAAGCCUGGGCUAA
This is a messenger RNA of Prunus armeniaca (apricot), 681 nucleotides long. The record is from the annotation of a GenBank genome assembly. Lineage: Eukaryota; Viridiplantae; Streptophyta; Magnoliopsida; Rosales; Rosaceae.